AUGGGUGGGAACAAAUGGCUUCUGCUCUUUGCAUUGUUGAUCCUCCUCGACGCCGCGGCGGCUGAGGCGCGGGUGCAUCCGAUGGUGCCGACACCUCCGCCACCGCACAAGCACGGUGUCUUUGGCGGGGUGCAUCCGAUGGUGCCAACACCUCCGCCACCGCACAAGCACGGUGUCUUCGCCAGGGUGCAUCCGAUGGUGCCGACACCUCCACCACCGCACAGGCACGGUGUCUUUCCCGGGGUGCAUCCGAUGGUGCCGACACCUCCACCACCGCACAAACAUGGUGUCUUCGCCAGGGUGCAUCCGAUGGUGCCGACUCCUCCACCACCGCACAAGCACGGGGUCUUUGCCAGGGUGCAUCCGAUGGUGCCGACGCCUCCGCCACCGCACAAGCACGGUGUCUUUGCUAGGGUGCAUCCGAUGGUGCCGACACCUCCGCCACCGCACAAGCACGGCAUCUUCGCGGGGGUGCAUCCGAUGGUGCCGACGCCUCCGGCGCCGCACAAGCACGGCGUCUUUGCCGGGGUGCAUCCGAUGGUGCCGACACCACCACCACCCCACAAACACGGCGUCUUCGCCUGGGUGCAUCCGAUGGUGCCGACACCUCCGCCACCACACAAGCACGGUGUCUUCACCCGGGUGCAUCCGAUGGUGCCAAAGCCUCCGCCGCCGCACAAGCACGGUGUCUUCGCAGGGGUGCAUCCAAUGGUGCCAACGCCUCCGCCGCCGCACAAGCACGAGGUCUUUGCCGGGGUGCAUCCAAUGGUGCCGACGCCUCCACCACCGCACAAGCACGGUGUCUUCACCAGGGUGCAUCCGAUGGUACCGACACCUCCGCCGCCGCACAAGGGGAGGCCUCCGAAGCACCACCACCCCACCACAUGGGGCACCCGAAGCACGGCCGCUAGAUGCCGUUGA
Ananas comosus (pineapple) is the source of this 921-nucleotide messenger RNA. RefSeq names its product extensin-3-like. Bases 1 to 921 code for a protein of 306 amino acids. The record is from RefSeq and is a predicted model, not a curated record. The transcript has a single exon. Lineage: Eukaryota; Viridiplantae; Streptophyta; Magnoliopsida; Poales; Bromeliaceae.